Messenger RNA from Medicago truncatula (barrel medic), 895 nucleotides. RefSeq lists its product as uncharacterized. Lineage: Eukaryota; Viridiplantae; Streptophyta; Magnoliopsida; Fabales; Fabaceae. Bases 77 to 634 code for a protein of 185 amino acids. The record is from RefSeq and is a predicted model, not a curated record. The transcript has a single exon.
UCAUCACAAUCUUCAACACAAUUCACUUUCUUCCUUUCUCAUCUCACAAAGUUUCAAUUUUUCUCACAAAUUCCAAAUGGGUCUCUCAAUGAACAAUCCUCCAGCUACAAUCACACCACGCCACUACAACAUCCACAAACUCUUCCUUUUCUGCAACUAUGUCCUCUUAGGUGCAGCUUCAAGCUGCAUCUUCCUCACUCUUUCGCUCCGUUUAGUCCCUUCCGUAUGUGGCUUCUUCCUUAUCCUUCUCCACAUCUUCACCAUUGCUGGUGCUGUUUCAGGCUGUGCUGCUGUAGGUGCUAACCGUUGGUAUUCUGCUCAUAUGGUAGCUACUGUUCUAACGGCUAUAUUUCAAGGGUCGGUUUCUGUUCUUGUUUUUACGAGGACUAGUGAUUUCCUUGGUGAGUUGCAGUCUUAUGUAAGGGAAGAAGAUGGUUCUGUGAUUUUGAAGCUUUCUGGUGGACUUGCUAUUUUGAUCUUUUGCCUUGAGUGGGUUGUUUUGACUCUGGCGUUUUUCUUGAAGUAUUAUGCUUGUGUUGAAGGUGGAAAUACUUGUAGGACUGUUGUUUUGGGAAGUGCUAAGGUUCAACAAGAUGAAGAUUUGAAGGAUUGGCCAUGGCCUUUUCAGGUUUGAAGAAGUGGUGAUAAGAGUAUAAAGAAACAACACUGCUGUGUGAUGUUGUUCUAAUAUGAUAUGAUAUGAGUCUUUUUGUGUGUUACAGAAUUUCUCUGUUUAGAUCUAUAUUUUUUAAUUCAUUUGGGGAAUUACCUGUUUUUUCUCCUAAUAGAUGUUUCAUGUCAAAAGGGUAUUCCUUUUGUAUUGUAACUACUAUGUCUCCUAUAUUGUAAUUGGUUUGUUGCUAAUGAGAAUCAGAAUGAGAAUUUCAGUACUAAA